Molecule: messenger RNA, 1431 nt
Organism: Symbiodinium sp. CCMP2456
Lineage: Eukaryota; Dinophyceae; Suessiales; Symbiodiniaceae
Source: the annotation of a GenBank genome assembly
GCCGAGUGCGAACUCGAAUGGAUCAGCCGCGGCGGGGAGUGCCGCCAGCUCGUCGCCUGGGCCGGCCCCCUCGCCCACGAUCCGGGUCAGCGCCGCGCCACCAAAGUUCAUGGCGACGGAACGGCAGCGACGUUCCUUGGCGAUUCCAACGCCGCCUGUGGCUUAGCAGGCCAACUCGGCGCCUACAUCCACGACUUCGACCCCGCCAUCCUCGCCGCGGGCCUCGACAGUGCGCUCGCCGCGCGACACGCAUUGUCGCGCUGCGCGACACGGGUGGCCUACUUCACGAGCGAUUCGGCGAUCGAUGAUCCGUUGGUGGCUUCGUUCCGGGUCGUUGAAGUGGCGCCGCUAAGCCGCAAGCGGCUGGCGAGUUGGAUUCGGGAGCACAACGUCGGGACGCUUGAGAUCAAAUGCCGUGGCGUCGAUGUCCGACCCGAAGCGCUGCGGCGAGAGCUCAAGCCCCAAGGCGACGCCUCCGCGACGCUCCUCAUCUUCCCCGACCACCGCGGCAAGCCGAUCGUCGUCAUCGCCGAGCGAGCCGCCGUGAAACUCGCCUUCAGCGCCAACGCCUAUCUCUCCUUCCCGAUCGACGAGGCGCUGCGCCGUAUCGCGGCGGCGGGUUAUGCGGGCGUCGAGCUGCUCGCCGACGUGCCGCACGCUUGGCCGGCCGGGCUGCUCGAAGUGCAGAAGGAGGAGAUCCGGCGUUCCCUCGAAGACAACCGGCUCACGAUCUCGAACGUCAAUGCGUUCAUGAUGAACGCCGUCGCCGACCCGCGGCAGCCGUACUGGCACCCGAGCUGGACCGACCCCGACCCGCACUACCGCACGAUCCGCCGCGAACACACGAAGCGCUCGUUGCGGCUCGCCCAGGACCUCGGCGCCCCGCACAUCACGACCGAGCCCGGCGGACCGGCGUUCGAAGGCCAGUCCCGCGCCGACGCGCUGCGCCUCUUCCGCGAAGAGCUGCUGCCGUGCGUCGAGAUGGCCGAGGCGAUCGGCGUCGGCUUGUUGAUCGAACCGGAACCCGAACUCACGAUCGAAAGAUUCAGUGAGUAUUUAGAGUUCGUCGAGUCGCUCGACUCGCCGCGCGUCGGCCUGAACUUCGAUGUGGGGCACGCGUACUGCGUCGGCGAAGACCCGCAGGACUGGGUCGUGCGGAUGGCGCCGCACACGGUGCACUACCACCUCGAAGACAUCGCCGCAACGCGCGUCCACAAGCACCUGAUCCCCGGCCACGGCGCCAUCGAUCUGCGAGCGACGAUCGACACGAUCGCCGCGACAGGUUACGACGGCUGGCUCACCGUCGAGCUCUAUCCCUACGGCGACUCGCCCGACGCCGCAGCCGCGGAGGCGUUUGCGUACCUGGCGCCGCUGGUGCAUGACGCGAAGAGGAGAACCACGGAUCACACGGAUUUCACGGAUGAGGAGUAA